This is a messenger RNA of Sitodiplosis mosellana (orange wheat blossom midge), 2580 nucleotides long. RefSeq names its product cystathionine gamma-lyase-like. The record is from RefSeq and is a predicted model, not a curated record. Gene Ontology annotation, cellular component: cytoplasm. The transcript is spliced from 4 exons. NCBI's taxonomy places the organism in Eukaryota, Metazoa, Arthropoda, Insecta, Diptera, Cecidomyiidae. Gene Ontology annotation, molecular function: pyridoxal phosphate binding; cystathionine gamma-lyase activity. The coding region runs from base 1128 to 2312 and encodes 394 amino acids. Gene Ontology annotation, biological process: transsulfuration.
GCUUCAACCAAUGACGAGCAGGAAUUCGACAAAAAUUGGGGAAAAAAAUGUAUGAAAACCGAUAUCACAGUGCAAUGCAUAAUGGAGCUGAUUUUGUUUCAGUCUUAAUUCAACUGAAUUGAAUAUCUUUUAUUCAAUUUUUCCUAAAGACUCAUACAACGUUGGGAAAUAUUCUGAAACCGAAUGGGAAUGAAAUUAUUUUGUGAUGUUUGUGCAGUUCGUCUGACAAUUGAUGACAGAUGCAAUUAUAUUGUGUUGAGGCUGGAAUGCUAUGCACUUUAGUGGGUUUGAAAUAUUCAAAAUCAAAAGUGGCAUAAUUUAGAAGGAAAUUCUAUUCUAUUUAUAUGAAUAAGAAUUCAAUCAAUAUUUAUAGUUAAACCAAAUCCGUUCGAAAAAUACCAAAUUCUCCUAAAAAUUUCAAUUUCACAUUUUUAUUUGAUCUCAUAAAAAAAAGUAAUGAAAAUGAAAUGAAAAUAUUCGAGGGAGUGAAACAUUUUGCGAUUUCUUCAGUGUUUUAAAGUCGUAUUAAAAGUCGUUAACUCAUAUUUUAAAGUCGUAUCAAAUUAAUUGAAUUGAAUUGCAUUGUUCAACAAUUGAAUUCACACGACUCACGCUUUGAUAUGCCAUCAAACUAAUGAAUCAACUAUCGCUAUUUUUGCAAACAUUGACAAAACCAAAGCUAAUAAAAAUGAUAAGAUCAGUCAUGUUAGGAAAACAAACAACAAUCGUAUGCCCUUGUUUCAAAUGAAUGGUUUGGAGCGAAAAAAAAAAUACAGAAAAGUUGAGCGGAAAAAUGUCGAUGAUGAAUGAGCGGAAAAGGGAUAGCUAUAUAGUAAACUGUAUAGUGAACUAUAUAGCUAUCAUUUUUCAUUUGACAUUUUUCCGUUCAACUUUUCUGUAUUACAUUUUCGCUCCAAACCAUUCAAAUCAUCUUCAUUAUCACCGUCCAAACUUAGAAAUAAUGUGUGAAUUCGAUAAUGGGCCAGCAAUUUUGUAAUAAAUUGCAUAUUUCCGUACUUCAAGCUACGAACAAACAAUACUCUCAUUAAUCGUUUAGUCAAGUAUAUGAAGUGGAGGAGAGUAGAAUAAGUUCUUCAAGUUUAUUUUAAGUUUCAAAUAGAAAAAAAAUGUGUGACUCCAAUGAAACUGGAAGCCUAAGCUUCGACACAAAGGCAAUACACGCGGGACAAGAACACGAGCGAUGGAGUAAUGCGGAGAUAGUACCACCGAUUGUGACAUCAGUUACAUACUAUCAAAAGGAUCCGACAAAUAUUUUUGCAGGAUAUUGCUAUGGACGUGAUGGUAAUCCAACCCGUGAUGCAUUGGCACGAUGCUUGGCUGCUUUAGACAAUGGCAAAUAUGGACUGAUAUUCCCAUCGGGUUGUGCAACAACAACGGCUGUGAUACACUUACUCCAAACCGGUGACCACAUUUUAUCGUGCUCCGAAACAUACGGUGGAACUCGAACGAUUUUUCUCACCCAAGCCAAAAUGCAAGGCAUCGAAGUCGAUUUUGUUGAUUCAACCAAUGUUGAAUUAUUUGCAUCUGCCAUUAAACCCAAUACUCGGUUGAUCUGGUUAGAAACGCCAUCGAACCCGUGCUUGAAAAUUUCCGAUAUUGCUGCUAUCGCAAAGGCAGCCCGUUCCCAUAAAGAUAUCAUAUUUGUGGUUGAUAACACAUUGAUGACGUCGUAUUUUCAACAACCGAUGCAGUUGGGAGCUGAUAUUGUAAUGUAUUCUCUCACGAAAUACAUGAAUGGACACAAUGAUGUGUUAGCUGGCGCCCUUGUUAUUAACGAUUCAAAAAUUUACGAAGAUUUAAAGUUGAUUCAAGUCAAAUUUGGUUUGACAUGUUCACCGUUCGAUUGCUUUUUGGUGAAUCGCGGCCUGAAAACGUUGCCGCUGCGAAUGAACAAACAUUGCGAGAAUGGCACGGCCGUGGCUCGUUACUUGGAAAAGCACCCGAAAGUUGUGAAAGUCAUACAUCCGGGUUUGCCGUCGCAUCCUCAAUAUGAAUUGGCAAAGAAGCAGAGUUCAGGUUAUUGUGGAUUGGUCGUCGUUCAAUUAUCUGGGACAAUAAAUGAAGCCACGAAAUUUAUUCAUAAUCUUAAAGUGUUUUUGUCAUCGGAUAGCUUUGGAACAUGCACCAGUUUCGCUGUGCUUCCAGCAUAUGCAAGUCAUAUCGAUGUACCGAAAGAAGUUCGCGAGCAACUGGGGAUAUUCGAAACAACUGUUCGAUUAUCAGUUGGGAUAGAAAAUACUGACGACCUCAUCAAAGAUUUGGAACAAGCGCUGGUAAAAACGUUCGAAUAGUUCGAAUGCAUAAAUACAUAAAAAAGUUUUGAUUCAGAAGAUUUUAAUUUUGUUGUAUCAAAUGAUAAGGUCAUCGAAUUAAAUUUUCUUAAGACUAUUGAAAGAAAUUCAUUAGGUGAUAAAGAAAUAUUAUUGACGAACGGAAAUUCCAGACUUUCAUUCGAAUUUGAUAUGAAAACAUUGUUCACAACUUAAUGGAAUAACGUUUUGAUGCGAAUUAAUUAAAUUUAGUCUGAUGGACUGUAAUUAAACUUUGAUUUUUCAACAA